AUGCUACCAGCAUUUAUGGCACCAUUCCAAAUGGACAUGAUUUCGGACCCCUUGCCCGGCAAGCACGUCCCACUUGAGAGCUAUGAGAGCGAACUGGAGCGAGAGCACGCGUUGCCGACGUCCGUCCCCAACGCUGACAUACUCAAGACUAACAGCAAUCCAACCUAUCACAAGCCCAGACCGCCCGCCCACCACGGCGCGGCUCUGCUCGCCGGCGUGGGCGCGGUGCCGUCCUACGCGCCGCCCGGCAGAGCCUUCUUCACCCCUCCACUGCCGCCCGAGUACCGGAACCCGUUCGCUGACAAGCCAACACUUAGAGGCACAAACACAGAUGGGAACAGCUACCUUAACCGGCGGCCCAUCCCCCCUCCUUCUCUCGGGCCUGGCCAUGAGCGCAUACCCAUCAGACCUCCAGGACAGGAAACGUCCUCCCCACAAGUACCGGCUCCGCCGCCCGCACCGCCUUUGCCUCCAGUCGCACUGGAACCGCAGAAGAAAAAGGCUCUUAACACACCGAGCCAUAAGCCGGACGAAUUAGACAGUGACAAGCAUGGGACGGACCAAGCGAAUUUCACAGACUUCGUGCCGAAUUCUCUCAACAUCCCCACGAUUUCAAGGAUCCUUUCCGGUUCCAAUGGCAGGAAAGAGGAUAUCCCAGAUGUCCUCCUCAGAACUGUUACUGCGAAACCUCAUCACACUCAGGAGAAAACCUCAAAAAGUGACAUAUACGUUACAAAAGACGCUGGUGUUACACUCAGUGAUUCUAAUAGGGACAGUUCAACUGAAGGCGUUUUAGCUGUACUAGAUCCAGAUAUGAAUAAUUUAGAUAGGCCACUUAUUGUAGAACAGAAUGGUGAAACGAAUACUAGAAGGAAUCUUCAAUACGCUACAAACAAACAACCAGAUAGGAAUGAUAGUAGAAAAGAUUCUUUUACUCCAGCGACAACAAUAGGUUUCGAACUUAGCGACCCCGAAAUGUCAACAGAAAGAUAUCAUAAUUUAGCAAAUGUCAAUUCUGACAAAAAGAUUCUAAAACACGAUUUUAAGAACAGCGGUCCAGUUCAGAGGCUAGGAGUUACUUGGCCGGUCGCUUGGAACAUUCAUAUUUACGGGGCAGCCAUUGUUUUCACAGUUUUGGCUGGAUACUCAAUUUAUUCGAUAUUAUAUUACAAUAAAUUCACACAUGUUUUCACCCAGUACUACUUUAUUAUUCUUCAUUUGAUCCUGGUGUUUGUGUGUAUAUUGAGAAUAUUUUAUAUGCUCUACGAUCCGUACAAUAUUAACAAUUCACUGCCAGUUUUUAUUAGCGAGAUCCUUCUUCACGUUCCCGAAAUUUUCUUAAGUCUAGCGUUCGCCUCUACCAUUCUGUUCCUUUUAACGAAUAGUAUUAACUUUAAGACAACGUGUUGCGUAUGGCUAUACCGCCCUAGAACGAUCAUAAUCGGCGGAGCGCUACAUCUCUUAUCCUGUAUAAUGUUGCAUAUCCUUGAAAAUAAUAAAACGAUUAUAAGGACGCCACAGGGCGUCGAAAAAAGGGUACUAGGUCUAACUUGUCAAAUUAUAUUUAUUAUAGUAUGCCUAACUCUCGGGCUGUGCUAUCUGUACGUGUAUAAAAUGCUCAAACAAGUGUUACAAAAGAAUAAUACAUACAUCAAUAGUUUUCAAUAUCUACACCAAGCGAUACAUAUAAACUUAGCCACGGCAUUGCUAUUUAUUGUAAUGGCGACGCUACAGAUUUACGGAAUAAUUGGUAUCAAUCAAGUAAAUAUGACUAAAUUUGAUUGGUUACAAUGGGGAUAUCAAUUUUCAUUGCGACUGCUCGAGAUAAUCAUAGUGGCUCUUAUUUCCUGGGUAAUAAGCAUUAAAAUUGGUGUAGCAGCGUCUUCACAUGAAAAGGCUGACGGGCAGAAAAUAACAGGUCUUGGUCUAAUCCCAUGUACUGCAGGUUCGAGUAACGAACAAUUCGAAUCAGAUUACCCAGCUAUUUGCAAUACAAACACUAACUUACACACGUACACAUUGAGAACCGGUAAACCCAUUUACGAAACUGCCGGCCAUCAUACAAACAUACCGGAGCAGUGCUGUGGUGGUCCGGUAGACCAUCCAAGGUUCCAAUUGAAUACAUUAGCUGUCAAUUGCGACAAUAAUUCUGGUACAGAAAAUUACUCUGGACACAGUUCAAUAGCGAAUGCUGGUCAUAGUAGUUCUACAGAAUCUAGUAAUGCCACAUCUAGCCAAGGUGUGGCCAAUCAUUUGAUCAAACAUCAUCCCAACAUGGCUGGUUAUAGUGGUAUAGAAUCUGCUUCUGAUGACCAUUAUUCAAACUGUGAUCCUGCGAUGCAAUCAUUGCAAGGCGAUGAUCCAUUAGACCACGAAUAUAAUGUAAUUCAAUAUGGCAGUAAUAGUGACUUUAUACGUGAUAUAAAAAACCAGAACUACAACGGUGGCUCAAAUCGUAGUUCCCACAAUUUCAAACUCAUGUCAUACGACAGGGUAUCGUCUCGAACUAAUAGCAAUCCGAGGAAAAAGCAAAGAGCAAAGAAUAAAAACGUACAAAAUUGUAUGACAAUGGGUUACGAACCAUCGAUGAGCCACCACUACCAUCAACCUCAUAUGCCAGAUGAAUACGGUAAUUAUAACGCCGAAAACGCAUCCUACCACGCAUCUGGCAUCCAAACUCUCAAUCCUAACAGAAGUUACGAAGGACCUUGUCAGCAAAUAAGAAAUUCGCAAAGGCGUAAUUCGCCCUCAACGUCAAUGGUUAACUCGAGUGGUAGCCAGAAACGUGGUAAAGGCAAUGGUUUCCCGGAUAGGCCGAAAUCGACCGACUUGUAUGGUUUCUCCGAAGAUCCGAAUGAAAGAAGCUAUCAUUGCGCUUUGGGUACCCCUCAACCAGCGUCGAGGAAUUGUGGUUACGAAGCGUCGUAUUCUCAACCCCAGGAUGAAAUUAAUCCUAAUGAAACAGGCGCCAGUAUGCUGGUAGCUCAGGAUGGUUUCGUAAGAUUUAGACCUUUAGAAGAUGGCCCUUCGCAAACCUGA
This is a messenger RNA of Melitaea cinxia (Glanville fritillary), 3039 nucleotides long. RefSeq lists its product as uncharacterized. Lineage: Eukaryota; Metazoa; Arthropoda; Insecta; Lepidoptera; Nymphalidae. The record is from RefSeq and is a predicted model, not a curated record. The coding region runs from base 1 to 3039 and encodes 1012 amino acids. The transcript is spliced from 6 exons.